GAUGAUCAAAUCCUCAAAAGGCGAGUGUGUCACUGCAUGCUCGUCCAGCCCCCCCGGGACGGCUUACUAUGCAUGAUAGCGGCGCGCCCAUCUCAUUGUAAGACGCAUUUGGUCCCGGGCCCGAAGGUUGAUAGAACCCUUCCUUCAUCUGAUCGUUAUAUCUUUAACCGCACUCAAAACUUAUAUGUAACUUGCAUUUGUGCCACACACCAAAUUUAAUUGCGGAUCUUGUUAUUUUCUGUUGGUAUCAAUGGCUAUCAUAGCACCAUCUCCAUCACGGGUUCGUAAAUACUGGACGGACGACGAGGACCAGAUCUUGCGCAGAGAAGCUACACUGCAAUUUAAGGAAAGGGGAAUUGUGAACGAUUGGAAUUUGAUCGCGUCGAAAGUCCGGGGUAGGACAAAUAAGGAUUGUCGAAAGAGAUGGAGCAAAGUGGGAAAGGAGGUCAACAAAGGACUUUGGGAUCAUGAAGAAGACGACCGACUCAGGAGAGGAGUAGACCAGCAUGGCACUUAUUGGACUAUGGUUGCCGAAAUAGUACAGACAAGGCAUGCAGAUCAAUGCGCUAAGAGAUGGUAUCACUUUCUCGAUCCAAACAUCAGUCAUGAAGAUUGGGAUAGUGAUGAGGAAGCCCGACUCUUAGAGGCUGUCCACGUACACGGAAGGAGUUGGAAGAGCAUAAGUGAGAAGGAGUUUCCAAACCGCUCGCCAACAGAUAUAAAGAACAGAUAUGUUAUUAUGGAACGAAAGGGCAGAUUGAAACGACGGAAAGCAUCUACGACCCAGUGUACUCCAGUACGAGAACGAAACGGUUUCGAAUUUCCCAAGUCUGAAAGACUCGACCAAGUUCUGAACACAGAAUCAUCACCUGACAAUGCGAUGGAGUACGACACGGAGAACUCUUUGAUGGGGCAAUUGCCACUCCCAGGACUUCCUCUUCAGCUCACUGCUCAGCAAUUGUCCCAAAACAACUUCAACAACGAUGCACAUUCACUUUUCAAUUUUGAUGGGCUACCACCUUUACAAUUCAAUGACAUGUCCUAUUCAUCUACGGAACCUUCGUCACCCGGGAUUUCAUUGGCCCAAAAUUCGGUAUCUUCGGGAUACAACAUGGGUAUACCAACAGUUGGAAGUCUUACCAAUGAAGGGGAACCAGAUAUUGACCAGCUUUACUGUGAAGAUAUGAACUUUGAUUUAGCGUUGGCCGAGGCAUUCUCGGCACCAGACCACCGACAUUCGAUAGCUUCUACGCCACCGACCAUGAGUUCGGUAUCCGAUGUCCCGGCUGGACAUAAUUACAAGUUGAUACUCGAGGAUGUGAAGCCGGAUACCUUGUUUUCCAUUGUGAACAUGCUUGUGGAAUCCAGGAGUAAUGUGAAGAUGGAGGUCUUCAGUAACGUUGCUUAAUACCCCUGGAAUACUUCUACCACGACUUUCAUUCUAACGAAGACUUUCGGAAAUGCAUACUGUACAUAUUAUUUUCAACCUUUUACUUUUGGAGAUUGCAUGGAUUUGGGGGCUUCUGCAGGCCCUACAGGCGCAUUUGGUAGGUUGGGUAUAUUGAUAUCAGCAAGAAUCUGUCAUGAAUAGAUGAAUGACCUUAGUCCUCCAUUGAGGAUAAGAUGGCACAUUGGCAAGGAUACAGAAAUUUGAGGCAUUUAGAAACUUUCCCGCCGAUCAGUUGUUAUAACAUUGAUUACAAUAAUCAUCAUGAGAUAAACCUUGCUAAAGGUACCCUGAAAGGGAAUAAGAGCCGAAUAUCACCCAUGCUGUGCA
This is a messenger RNA of Botrytis cinerea B05.10, 1777 nucleotides long. It is a transcript of the gene Bcbas1, whose product is annotated as Bcbas1. NCBI's taxonomy places the organism in Eukaryota, Fungi, Ascomycota, Leotiomycetes, Helotiales, Sclerotiniaceae. Bases 251 to 1408 code for a protein of 385 amino acids. The transcript is spliced from 5 exons. Gene Ontology annotation, biological process: positive regulation of transcription by RNA polymerase II; mitotic cell cycle. The record is from RefSeq and is a predicted model, not a curated record. Gene Ontology annotation, cellular component: nucleus. Gene Ontology annotation, molecular function: DNA-binding transcription factor activity, RNA polymerase II-specific; RNA polymerase II cis-regulatory region sequence-specific DNA binding.